AUGGUACGUACGUUCCGGGAUGGUCAUACCAUCUAUCAGAGCUGCGGCAAAACGCAUGAGCUGGGGACAGCUUUCAUAGUGAUGGGCGAGAUGCGGAAGCGGGUGAUUGGGUGGUGGCCAAUCAGCCCUCGAAUGUGCAGGUUGAGAAUCAAAGGCCGGUUCUUCAACAUCAGUAUCAUAAACGUGCACAGCCCUCACCUCGGAAGUACCGAAGACGACAAGGAUGAAUUCUACGCGCAGUUGGAGCGUGAGUACGACCACUGCCCAAAACAUGAAAUCAAGAUCGUCAUCGGGGAUUUCAACGCCCAGGUCGGCCAGGAGAAGGAAUACAAACCGGUGAUUGGAGGGUUCAGCGCCCACCAGCGUACCAAUGAAAUGGGCCUGAGACUUAUCGACUUUGCCACCUCCAAGAACAUGGCCGUACGUAGCACAUGCUUCCAGCACAGCCUCCUACACAAGUACACCUGGAGGUCACCAAAUCAAACAGAGACUCAGAUCGACCACGUUCUGAUUGAUUGCCGACACUUCUCAGACAUCACCGACGUCCGAUCCUACAGGAGCGCUAACGUCGACUCGGACCACUACCUAGUGAUGGUUAAGAUGCGCCCAAAACUAUCCGGAGUUAAUAAUGUUCGGUACCAACGCCCGCCCCGGUUAGACCUUGAGCGAUUGAAACAGUCUGACGUCGCCGAAGACUACGCGCAUUCGCUCGAAGCUGCGCUGCCGGAUGAGGACGAGCUGGAGGAAACGCCUCUCGAGAACUGUUGGAACUCCAUCAAAACAGCCAUCAACAGCGUAGCCGGGAACGUCAUCGGGCACGUGAGACAAACCCAACGGAACGAGUGGUUCGACGACGAAUGUAGGAGGGUGAUGGAUGAGGAGAACGCUGCGAGGGCGGUUAAGUUGCGCAGUGGCACCCGUCAGAACGUGGAAAGACAUAGACAGAAGAAGAUGCAGCGAACCAGAAUCUUCCGGGAGAAGAAGCGCCACCUGGAGGAGGAGGGGUAUGCAGAGCUGGAAAACCUGCAUCAUUCUCAGGAAACGCGAAAGUUCUACCAGAAACUCAACGCAUCCCGCAGAGGCUUUGUGCCGCGAGCCGAAAUGUGCCGGGAUAAAGACGGUAGUAUUCUGACGGGCGAUCGUGAGGUGACCGAAAGGUGGAAGCAGCACUACGACGAACACCUGAAUGGCGCGCAGGCAGAGGACCAUGGCGGCGGAGAGAGCGAUCCCGUCGGUGUGACAAACGUGGAAGACGUACCAGCCCCAACGAUAAGCGAAGUUAAGGACGCCAUCAAGCAGCUGAAGAAUAAUAAAUCGGCUGGGAAGGAUGGUCUCGGAGCGGAGCUUAUAAAGAUGGGCCCGGAAAAGCUGGCCAGCUGUUUACACCGGCUGAUUGCAAGAAUAUGGGACAUAGAACAGCUACCGGAGGAGUGGAAAGAUGGGGUUAUCUGCCCUAUAUAUAAAAAAGGCGACAAAUUGGACUGUGCGAACUACCGUGCGAUCACUAUCUUGAAUACCGCCUAG
Molecule: messenger RNA, 1524 nt
Organism: Anopheles bellator
Lineage: Eukaryota; Metazoa; Arthropoda; Insecta; Diptera; Culicidae
Exons: 1
Coding region: 1-1524 (507 amino acids)
Source: RefSeq, a predicted model, not a curated record